UCUAUGGAAGGAUAUCUCGACCCCGGCCUAUAUGGGCCGAAUAGACCUCGCAUAAGUAUGCGGUGGAAGUACUGCGCCUGUGCGUGGCGAUAUAAUGACGUGGGACAUCGCAAAGCACUGAGUGCACCGUUGUGGUUUUGUGCCGAACACAAUAGGACGCAUUUUAGAAGUGGUAAGCGUGCCACAGUACGAGUCACAAACGAGGUCGGCUGUGCAGGUGUUCAUAUUCUGGGAUCAUCUACUGACCGUCACGAUCAGAUAGGGCUUUUUACAAGACACGAAUAAUUGUCGGAUUGUGAAGACUGUUUCAUGUAACAUCUGGGCUGUUCCAUUUCACCACUCAUUUGUGAAGUCAAAUGGACUGCUCCAAUUAACUGAGUAAGGAGACAGUACCUUGAUUUACUGCAGUUGACUGUUUUGACAAGACUUACAUGCAUGGCUAUGCGACAAAUCAAGCGGAACAGCCAGAUGUCAUCUUUAAACAACAGGGCGGGACCGCCCCUGGUGUCCAAUAAGCCGGGGGAACCAAUGGCGCUCUUUGCCGUACCGUUGCCAAGUUCCUGUAGGAGUGAUUUCUUGUGCCUCUGUAAACGCCUCUUCUGGAAUGUCGGAACAUCUUACUUCUCAGCUUUCUGUCCUCUGACAGUUGGAGAAACCAGACUUCUUCCUCACUCUUCAGCAGUCGUCCAACUUGUCUCAGUGACGCCGGCUGUGUCGACAGGUCAGGAAGGUAAACAGGCGACACAAGAUCUACUGGCGUACACCUCGUCGGGUGACAUUGUUGGUAUUCCCUAUGUUUCCAUCUCCAGGGAUCAUCAUCCAAGGGGAAAACUUGCCAAAGGUUUCCCUUUCGGCGAUCUGACCACAUCUGCUUGGGUUCCCGCCAUCAACGCCCCAUAUGUUGGCGGCACAACAGGCAUACCAUCUAAACAGGACGUAUUCAUCAUACGUAAUGAUCAGGAAACGAGGAAGUCGUUGUUGAAGGGGGAUAAUGUUGUCUUUUCUCAACCGGACAGUAAAAAGUGUGACACAUCAGCUGCCAAAGAGACCUUACCAGUACAGGAUUUGCAGGGAUCACCUGAUCACGAGGUUCCUCAGACAAACAACUCCCCACAAAAGGAGAAUGACCGAUCGUCUAAGAUGUCCCCAGCUUCCAGUUCCUUAUACAAAUUGUAUACCUCAAACAGAAGAGAUCAGGAGACCACAAUUUCAACUUCUCCCAAAGGUAAUCAAAAGGACUCUCUUGUCAAAGAAUCAUUCGAAUCGCCUACAACGCCAGAGAAAUGCACCAAAUACCCGUCAAUGGUUUUGCCACAGAUUGAUGCCGUGUUCUCAUUAGCAGGUUCCACUUCAGACAAUGAAAGCUUAUCAAAGAGAAUUGCAGAUACUCUAGCAAAAAGAAAUACUUCAUUGCUGCAAAAUCAAGAGAUCAACACGUCAUUGCCAAUAGGUUCGUGUAUUACUGGACACGAUUCAUCGACGCAGCAAGGUUGUGGUAAUCCCGUUAAGGAUUCCUUGUCUGACCCCUUGUCACCUAACCCAGCGACCCCAGCAUCUCAGUUGGCAUUGUCUCCUUCGAGUACAUCUCUUGGAUCAUCAAUACCACCCCAAGCAAGCGGUGGUUUGUCUUUGAAGCCUCUGCAAACGUGUUCAUUGGAAUCGGUGAGACAACCUGGUCAACGGCCGGAAACGCAGACUGUUGAUCCUCUGAUCCCCAGUCCUCCAGUGAAGGCCAGCCUUACAGCACAAGCACAGCCGCCCUUCACGAAGUCGGCUAAGGAGUCAGUAGAAAUCACAACACGUAAUUCCACAAGCCAACUCAGUCAAGGCCAGGCAAAUCUAAGGAGGUCACACAAGAAGCUGUCCGGCUUUACCGUUAGGGAAAUUCUGAUGAGUCGUCGACUGACGACACCAUCGCAACUUGUAACCUCGGCCAACGCACCGGCGGGCAUUGGGACUCCAGCUCCCAUCAUAGUUCCUCUUAAUGGAAGUUCUGCAGCAGUAAACUUGCAAAGUUGCUCCGUUUUUCAAAAUAAUCCAGAUGUACCCGACAGGAUGUCAGGUCUUAACACCACAAGGCUUGCUUCUGUAAGUGAAAGCAGUUGUGGUUGUGCAGAAAGUAAACAAACCGAAGUACCCUCUUUGAAGAUGGUUAUUAAAACCGAACGAGACUGUGACAAUAACUUACGAACAACUUGUCAUCCGGUGGGAAGCAAGCUUUUUGAUCGUGACAAAAUUCUGUCUCUGAAAAUUCCAAAAAUUGACAUCAGUGGUUACGACUUUGUUGACCCGGCGUUGAUCAUGGAGGAUAGAAGUGAUGUCAUAUCGAGGAAGAAUGCGAUACAGGAAAGCAGCUUUUUCGGUGACACAGCAACCCUCGAGGGUAGCAACAAACAUGGUGAAUUGCAGUCAGAAAGGAAACUUUACGAACACAUCCAAGUUACGAGAGCACUGAAGGACAAAAUGGACACAAACAUCUUUCCAACCACUCAGAUUGCCUCUCUAAACAGGGGCAGCUACCAAACUAAUAAACAUAAAAGAAGACGAUCAAGGUUUCGAUUGAGUCUGUCGAAAAAGGGCAAAUCGAAGCUUAGCCAUGACCAAUCAAAAUUGCACAGUGCUGCCUGGGUAGGAAAAAGGAAUACUGCAUGGCUGGAUGGCCGAGAACGCCUUUCUGAUUGCCAAAACAGAUUAUCUGAAAGAAGUAAACGCCCAAGACUGGCAAACUCGAAUGGAUAUGAUGCCAGUUUUUCUGGCAGUUUCUUCCAGUCUUUCGCGCAAGAGUCAUUAAAACUAUGCGAAUCGGUAGAAGACACUCAGAAUAACGCUGUUGAGUCGGGAAGAGGUUCAGGGAAAAGUACCCCCCGUGUCGCUCAUACAGAGCAUGAAACUCUAGAAGAUCCGUGGAGCGACGCUUCAAGUUCCACUGGGAGUGAAUGGGAAUGUCCGGAUAAAAGCUCUGUUGCUGAUGUCGACAGCGACUGGGAUUCCAGUUUGGAAGACGAAGUCACAAGCUCGCCUGUUAAAUGUGUACAACCAAUCAAGAUGACACCUUUUGGGGAUUUUCAACAUAUGGUGCUAAAGGACAGGUUGAGGUUGCUCGAACAGAGUUUAAAGGAGCAUCAAACCGUCCUCAAUUCGAUGAAAAGGCCGCUAGAAAGUGAACAGCGAGUCUUUGCAGCGGACAAUAACCUCUGAGAUAACCCAAAACAGACCAAACUAGUGUUAUGAAGCGAAUUAUUGUACAAUUUGAAUCUGUACCAGGAAUGUUAAAGUGAAACUACACGGUUAAUUAUUUUUUUGCGUUUUAACUACAUUUACAUGUACAUUGUAUAGGCCUAUAGCUUAUUUUUAUGCUUGAAUUUUCUUCCUUGCAUUGUUCAAUCUUGCAGUGCUGUUUAAACGAACCGCGCACAUUUCAUUCAGAGUUCAUCGGUAAGUUCAGGAUUAAUGACUGCACUUUGAGAUACCUAACACUCUUUGUAAGGCCAUAUUGUUGGCGUGAUGGUGUCAGAUGGAAUGGACAGUGUGAAUUGUGCCAUGUGCUUAUUUUGUAAUUCACACUCCAAAAGACGUGCAGUUAAUGCUUGUGAGAAUGAUAUCUACACGAAAAAGUGUCCACUUUGUGAAUUGUACUCUUCGGAACUAGUUUUGUACAGCUUAUGCUCCUCUUCAUUGUAAAAAAACUCUUUUUGGUUACUGUUAUGUGAAAUCACCAUUUUGUUUGAUGAAAUUAUUCGUGAGAAUUAAAGCUUUGGUCACAGACUUACUGUCUUGAACUGGAACAACAAAUCUCCAACCUUAAAUUUCCAUCACGAAAAUAAGAAUAAUUCAGGCAAAUGUAAGUGCAGAAAUUGUUGCUACAGAGAGGAAUGUACUUUAGAUGACGUCACACUUUUUCAUAUAAAUAUGCAAAUUGGCAUUAGCAUAUAAAUUUAAAAAUCAUGAAAGUGCCAUUAUUAUUGCACACAAGAUUGAAAAUCAAGUUAGUUAAAUGGGACACCGGAGCAUAUGCAAGAACUGCAUUUAAGAUUAAAGAUUAAAGGGCCUUUAAUUUCAAGGCUUGACAUCCAAGAAUUAGCAUGUUUUACAUCUGAUUAACCGAUACAACUCUUUUAUCUGGAAGAAAAGUAUGCCAUUAUCAUGUCAAAGGCCCAGCCUUUCAUUCAACAAACAACUUGUCUCAAACAUGCACAUGGUAUGUAUUUGUGUCAGAAUGCUCGAAAAAAUCAUACGAGUAUUUACAUGGCGAGUUAAUCAAGGCCAGAGCGCCUACAUCUAAGAAAAAGGCGCACUCGUUCGCCCAGGAACAAUUUUGAAAAAGCAAAUCCUUCACUAAUGGUAGAAUUUUCUGUUUAAAGGUAUUAAAGGCUUUACAUAUUGAGCACUGCAAAAGGAUUUGUAAAGAGAUGUGUUAAUAAUUGAAAUUAAAUCAAAUACACAAAAUUUAGUUAGUUUAAAGCAGGACUUGAAUAACACUUUUAUACACAGUGCGAUGUUUUUAUACAAUGCUUUUGUACUUAGUAAUUGUGUAAAGCCAGUCAGGAAAAAGGAAAGUGCAACGUCAGGGUACGUAGCGCAGUUCCAUUGCCUGCUUCUCUUAACUGUAUAUUAUAGCAGUGUAAAUCCGUUUAAAGCACUGUAAAAAUACCUGCAAUUAACUCUGGUUGAAAGGCACCUUGAUUGAUGACGUUUGGGGAAGAAACGAGUCUGGUUAAGAUGUUUAGACCUCUUGGCGAGUUUGACUUGGUCUUCGGCUACAUUGGUGCUAUCCAAAAGGUUUUGAUAAUACGUGCAGGUAAUAUUCUCAGAAAUUAAUACUAGAAUAAUACAUCAAAAGUGGUCUUCCUUAAAUUUUGGCUCAUUAAAAUGAAACCAAACAGAAACGCCGUGCUUGUAA
This is a messenger RNA of Acanthaster planci (crown-of-thorns starfish), 4900 nucleotides long. RefSeq lists its product as uncharacterized. Lineage: Eukaryota; Metazoa; Echinodermata; Asteroidea; Valvatida; Acanthasteridae. The record is from RefSeq and is a predicted model, not a curated record.